GUAAGGCACUAACUGACCCUGUUGGUCAGGGUCAGCUGGCAAUCUUGUUACUCGGAUGCUGGGCGCAUCCAUCGCCGUGGAGAUAAUGCUUCCCUAGACUCAGAGGCGGUGCACGCGCAGCUGCACUUCGACUAGCCACUUAUCAUCGUUGACAAGUGGAUCAAUCUUUUAUCUCCUUCUUCCUCCGCAUUUCUGGAGAUUCGCCGCAUUCAUUGGUUGCACUCGUUGGAGGGGAACUAGGGAGAGCUGGCGUCUCUCCGAAGAUCAUAGUCCAGGGCAAGUAGACAGUGCCGAGCUCCCAUCCCCAGUUAGCACUAGGUGUCUCUUCAUCCAGUUCUUCUGGAGUUAUUCCGGAAAAAGGGAGGUCAACCCUCUGAAAGAACCUGCAAGAUGUCUCCCCGCCUGAUGUUCCUCCUGCUGAUGAUCAGCAUCGACGUUUCUGUGUCUUACCGGAUCCUCUGCAUCUUCCCCCUGCACAUGAAGAGCCAUCAGACGAUGUUCGGCGGCCUGAUUCGAGGUCUGGUCAAACGUGGCCAUCACGUCGACGAGAUCAGCCAUUAUCCUCAGAAAAGUUCCCUGGAGAACUAUAGACACGUCGUGAACCUUGACGGCACCUUGCCUAAGCUGGUGAACGGCAUCUCCUUGGAGUACGCCAACAACAUCAGCUCGGACAUCAUCGAAUUCAUCGCAGGCACCAAUGGGAACAAGGUGUGCGAGCUUCUGGCCCUGGACACCAUGCAGAAGUUCAUCAAGGACCUGCCUAAUGGAGAACCCUAUGACCUGGUCAUCACGGAGGGGUUCGGCGCCAACUGCUACAUGGGGUUCGGCAAGUUCCUGAAAGUGCCCACCGUGGUGAUGGUGUCUCUGAACGGACUGCCCUGGAUAGACUCCAAUGUCGGAAAUCCGGCCAGCACUGCGUUCUACCCCAACACCUUUAUGCGCGGCUCUGCCCCGUUGAAUUUCUGGGACCGGCUGACCAACACCUUGAACAACGUCAUCUUGAAGUACAGAUUUGAGAGGUACACCGCCAGGCAGACCGAGAUCAUGAGGAGGUACAUCAGUCCGGAUCUGCCGGACAUCAGGGUGGUGGAAAAGGACGUGGCCCUUGUCUUGACGAAUUCCCAUUACACGACAAAUGGCAUCAGACCGAACACCCCUGCCUACGUCGAGGUCGGAGGUCUUCACGUCGAGAGCGACGACGCCGAAAUAUCCGAGGACCUGUCCAAAUGGAUGAACGAGAGCAAGGACGGGGUGGUCUAUUUCACCCUAGGCUCCAUGGCGAAGAUAGAGACGAUGCCCAGGGAGAAGAUCCUUGCUUUUUACGCCUCCUUCGCCAAGAUCGCCCCCGUUAAGGUCCUCAUGAAAAUCUGGGACGAGAGUCUGCUGCCGCCAGGACUCCCCAAAAACGUGAGGAUCUCGUCCUGGAUCCCUCAAGUGCCAGUCUUGGCGCACAAAAAUACCAAGGCCUUCAUCACGCACUGCGGAUUAAUGGGGACCCAAGAAGCGCUGUACCAUGGGGUGCCCAUGAUAGGACUCCCUCUUUUUGGGGACCAGCACAGGAACGUGAGGGCCUACAUGGCUAAAAAUGUGCUGAUAAUGCUUCCCCAUGAAGACGUCACCUCGGAGUCCAUGGACGCCGCUCUGAAGGCCAUUCUACGCGAUCCUAAAUACAGGGAAGCCGCGAAAUUCGAGUCGGCCAGGUUUCGAGAUCGGCCGAUGACCGCCACGAACACCGCCAUUUUCUGGAUCGAGUACGUCGUCAGAAACGGCGCCAAUUCGCUCAGAUCUCUUUCCUUGGAUCUACACUGGUGGCAGAUCGCCCUAUUAGACGUCUACGGGUUCCUGGCCCUGUGUACUAUCCUAACCUGCUACAUCAUCCUGUUAUCCCUAAGGAUCGCCAUCAGGAUCUGUCGCGCAGGGACUACCAGACCCGACGCCAGGAAGAAGCUAAACUAAGAAGGACAAAAACCGUCCUCGAAGCCAAACCCAAAGUUAUCCCACCUCAUAUCUCUGUAAAUAACGACUGCCCAAUAAACCCAUUUCCUUCGUCAUCUCUUAAUUGAA
Orussus abietinus is the source of this 2064-nucleotide messenger RNA. RefSeq names its product UDP-glucuronosyltransferase-like. Bases 391 to 1956 code for a protein of 521 amino acids. The record is from RefSeq and is a predicted model, not a curated record. NCBI's taxonomy places the organism in Eukaryota, Metazoa, Arthropoda, Insecta, Hymenoptera, Orussidae. Gene Ontology annotation, molecular function: UDP-glycosyltransferase activity. The transcript has 5 exons.